AUGUUAUCGGACGCUGAAAUAGCAGAUCAGUUGGAUGAGAUCCUUGCAAAUCCAGAAUCCGACGAUGAAUUUUUUGACGAAAUAGAUACUGGAUAUGAUGAUGAUGAUUUUGAUAUGGAUAUUUUGGUGCCAUCAUCUUCACCAGAGCCAUCUUCACCAGUUGAUGCCCAACCACUUUCUCAUUUUCCCUUUCAAUCUCCAAAAACAGUUGGUCCAAAAGUGCAACAUGCAAAAAAAACACCAUUGCAUACUCCAGAUUUCAAAUGGAAAACUAAUAAAAAUUUUCAUCCGAAAACUUUUGAUUUUGACUACUCUAAGUUAGUUAUAAAUCAUUAUAGUAGUAUUGGACAAACACACAAUCAUACAACUCAUAUUCAACAUAAUCCUGGCAAUAAGAUAAAUCAUACAACUCAUAUUCCACAUCAUCCUGACAAUAAGUGUGGAGUUCAAAAGCAUGAAUUUAAUUUGCAUGAUGAUUCAAGUAUUUUGGAAUUCUUUGAAGCUUUUGUCUCAGAAUUUUUGCUAGGAAAAGUAGCUUUUGAAACAAACAGAUAUGCUCAUCAAUUUUUACAACAUGAAGUUUUAUCUGAGCAUUCCAGAGCAAAAGGUUGGAAAGACGUAGACAUUAGUGAGCUUUAUGUGUUUAUAGCAACAACUCUAUUGAUGUCAAGAAAUAAAAAGCUUGACAUGAAGGACAACUGGUCAAAUGAUCCACUUCUUUAUACACCAAUUUUUGGUAAAAUUAUGUGUAGGGAUAGGUACUUACUGAUUCUAAGAAUGAUUCAUUUUUGCAAUAACGAGAUCCAAGUAAGUGGUAAUCGCUUAUUCAAACUUGACAUGGUAUUGGAUGAAGUUAGAGCAAAUUUCAAAGCAGCUAUGGUUCCCUUUCAAAACUUAGUAAUAGAUGAGAGCUUAGUCCUCUGGAAAGGCAGGCUAAGUUUUAAACAAUUUAUUAAGUCAAAACGACACCGUUUCGGAAUAAAGUUCUUUGUGCUCUGUGAUGUUGAGACGGAUUAUAUUCUUGACUUCAUAAUAUAUACUGGUGCUGAAACUCGACUACUACCAUAUGAUAUAAAUAUUGGAAUAUCUGGAGGUGUAGUGAAAACACUAAUAGCACCUUAUUUGAAUAAGGGAUAUAAUUUAUACACUGAUAACUGUAAAAAAAACAGGCGAGGAAUGCCUCCAUUGAAGAAUAAGCUGUCUGCUGGAGGUGUGCAAAGUUCCCAUACCAAAAAUAUUAUGGUUUUAAAAUGGUUAGACAGAAGGGAAGUAUUUAUGUUAUCCACAUUGUAUGAUGAUAAACUAGCAGACUCUGGAAAGGUUGAUAGAAAAGGUGUGAUGAUAAAAAAACCAAAUUGUGUAGUCAAUUAUAAUGCUUGUAUGGGUAGUAUUGACAAGACUGACAUGUUACUCAGCUCGGUGGAAUGUGUUAGGAAAACCUUGAAAUGGUAUAAGAAAAUAUUUUUCCAUCUAAUAGAUCUAUGUAUUUUGAAUGCUUUCUCGACCUACAAGACAGUUACUGGAAAAGUUAUGUCAUUAGCAAAUUUUCAACUAGAGUUGAUAAGACAACUAUUGGAAAAAUAUAGCAGCCCAACUAAAAGCCCUAACAGCAGAGGAAGACCAACCUCUAAAGAUCAACCAUUCCGACUGACAGGUAGACAUUUUCCCUCAGAUGUACCAACAACCAAUACUGGCAAAGCAAACAGGAGAAGGUGUGCAGUUUGUAUCAAAAAAAAUAAAAGGACAGAUACUAGGUACAUGUGUUCUGAUUGUGAUGUUGGCCUUUGUGUAACACCAUGUUUUGGAAUAUACCACACCAAAAAAAAUUUAGGAACUAAAUUAUUCUAA
Myzus persicae (green peach aphid) is the source of this 1848-nucleotide messenger RNA. Its product is annotated as piggyBac transposable element-derived protein 4-like. Bases 1 to 1848 code for a protein of 615 amino acids. The transcript has 6 exons. The record is from RefSeq and is a predicted model, not a curated record. NCBI's taxonomy places the organism in Eukaryota, Metazoa, Arthropoda, Insecta, Hemiptera, Aphididae.